UCGGAGAGAUGAGAAAAGUAGGCUUGCUUACUUACUUACUUAAAGAAUACGUCUGUCUUUAAUAGCAUAAGUAUAUACACUCACUGUCUACUUUAAUACGAACACCUGUACGCCUGGACAUUCCUGCAACGAUCCAAUCAGUCAGUCAUAUGGCAGCAGUGCAGUGCAUAAAAUCAUUCAGAUACAGGUCAGGAGCUUCAGUUCAUGUUCCCAUCAAGCAUUAGAAUAAGGGGGAAAAAUGUGAUCUCGGUGACUGUGACCGUGGCAUGGUUGAACUUGGUUGAACUUCAGAACUUGACGAUCUCCUGGGAUUUUCACACACAGCAUACUGUAAGCUGUCGUUUUCUCUCAUCCCAUAGCAAGUAAAAAUCAUUGUGUUCCUGAUUUCUGAAACGAAAAGUUAUCUGUUCAUGGUAAUGAAUCAAGCUAGUAAAAAUAGUUCUACCGUCAACCAGAUCGCACCUCGACUGGCGUGUGUGGCAUGUGUGAUUCAGACCAAUUAGGAGCGUGAUGUAGUUGCAGUGUCGAACAUGCGUGCUAAAGGCAAACUUUUGUUUUUAGGAUUUUUUUUCCCCCUGCGGUUGUUGAAACUGUUUGCCUGCCAGACCGGCUCAUUAUUCAGUUAUUACAAUGAAACUAAUUGGAUAGGAUUGCUACAAGGAUGAAGAAACGAAGUCUGCCAUCAAUCAUCCUUUCAUCAUUCAAGAGUUUUAAUUAGCAUGGAUUCUCAUACGAAUUAGUACGCAGUACAUUCGUUAAAGUAUUAGGGUGUAGUCUGCGAUUUGAGACGCAGCUCGGGUCAUAGGGUCACAUCUUCUGUUUGCUCUGGGGUUUGUUUGAUUCGCGUGGCUGUUAGUAAUGCUGCGCUCUGAUGUUUGAGGGCGUGGUGCCGGCUGAGGGAUGUGAAGGAAUGUGCAGAAUCAUCCUCGCUCGAUCCCAUGAUGGCAGCUGGAACAAUGGCUGCUCUUCAUGGGAACACCCCGGUGCUGCAGGGGUGUCAUCCCUGUGCCCACCUCAAUGAAGCCCAUUGUAAAGAUGUGAGUGUGUGUCUGUGUGUGGACUGAACUUGGUUACAUUUUACAUGUUGCUUUCCCUUUCUUUGUUUCCUGUAAUAGGUGCCCGUUUCCCCUAAUUCAAUUUAAAAAAAAAAAAAAAGGAGAACUAAGAUGCCGGUUUGGGGUUUUUUAAGCUGUCACUUUAAUGAAAAAUGGCUGAGCAGCUAUAAGUGUUCAUUCAGCUGUCGCAGCUGAGCUGGAUUAUAUUGAGCAGUAGCCAUGUGUAUACCAAAUGAAAAAGGCUGUCCUAAAGUGAAUACUUUUUAAACAGAUAAAACUAUUUAAAAUUAGAAUUCUGUUUCUAAAACAUUACGUUGAAAGGAAAACACAUUUUCUGAAGAUAGCUCCAUUUUUGUUUGUUAUGAUUUAACAUUGGUUUGUGAAAUAUUACAAUUAAAAGCCCUUCCUGUUACUCCUUACAAACGAGUGAGCGUAGUCUAAUUAGUCUAUUACUGUCUGGUAAUCCCCUGGCCUGCUGCCCAUUCCACCACUUCCUCCUGUACCAUUUGGCUCCUCCCCCGGUUGGGUGUUCACCAGCCUAUCAGCGACGAGCAGAACGCUCAUCAAAAAAGGUGUUCUUGAACUUGAGUGAAGGUUUCCAACCACUAGAGCCACACAGGAAGUUGGAGACAGGAAGCUGGCGGUUACAUGCUGCCACUUUCACUGUUCCAGGUUUCUUUUUAGAGAAAGAUCUGUGUGGUUUACAAGCGGCUCUCGUGGCAUGACGACCACUAACAAGGGAAACAAAGCCUUGAAGGUGAAGCGGGAACCAGGCGAGAAUGGCACAAGCCUCACAGACGACGAGCUGGUGUCUAUGUCGGUGCGCGAGCUCAACCAGCACCUGCGCGGCCUCUCCAAGGAGGAGAUCGUACAGCUGAAGCAGCGACGGCGCACGCUAAAGAACCGUGGCUAUGCCGCCAGCUGCCGAGUCAAGCGUGUCACUCAGAAGGAGGAGCUCGAGCGCCAGAAGGCCGAGCUCCAGCAGGAGGUAGAGAAGCUCGCUUCGGAGAACGCCAGCAUGAAGGUCGAGCUCGAUGCCCUGCGCUCCAAAUAUGAGGCACUGCAGAGCUUCGCCAGGACUGUGGCUCGUGCUCCUGCGGUGCCCAUCGCCAACACGCCUGUUCCUGUCUCCGCCCGCGGGUCUCUGGCCUCCGUCAUUGGGCCGCUUGUACCGGGGAAGGUGGGCGCCACCAGCGUCAUCACGAUAGUCAAGUCCAAAACAGAUGCUAGGUCUUAGUACAGGCCAGUGAGGAGAGAGAGAAAGGAGGAGGGGUGAGUGAGAGAGAAGAGAGAAAGGGGCUUGGUCAGUGCAUCACGAUUUAGGCACGGGACAGAUUCAGUAAGAGGUCAAAUUGGUGCAAAUUGUUCCAGAUUUCUUUGAGAUGGAGCCUGACAUGGAGGACUGGUGUCCUCAACACACCCUCCUACUUCCACUUGAAUUGGUCAGUACAGUAUCUUUCUGUAGACACACUUCCAAACCAAAAUCACCAUCAAGGACAGUUAGGACGACUGGGCUUCCAGAAAAAUGAGAAUUUGAAAAAGAAGCAGCAAAACUGUUUGUUUAGUCCCUCAUGACUGCAAUGAGUGCUGGAUUUAUAGUCUUUAUAUUUUACUGUGUUUUUUUUUGUAUGAUAUUGUUGGACUUUAGGGCCCAAGUGUAUUUUUUUUUUUUUUUUUCUUCUGAUUUGUAUGCACUAUUUGAAAUUCAUUGUGUUGCUGUUUUGUACUUCCAUUCUUUUCUUGUGUCAGAGAACUCGGUCACAAAGCAGACGUACACUUUGUACACUUUCAGUCUCCACCUUGUGCUUAUAAACACAAGGACGUGGAAUAAAGACGAGGCUGUUUUUUAUUUUUUACAAGAAAUCCUAUAAAGCCGGGUUAGUUAGGAAAGAGAGCUUGUCCAGGACCCACAUGUCUGACGUAUUGUGGAGUAUUAGUGUUCUUCCUGUGUUUAUACUGACCCUGCACUGGCGUAUCUCCUACUCUGAGAUGCUUCCAGUACUGAACACGCUCUACUCUUCACGCUUUUGCGUCCCUUUACCGUUGCCUAAUGUCGUGCACUGACCAGCCACUGCUGAAAAGUGAGAUGAGACGAGAGGAGAAUGAGAGGAUAUGAUAUUCGUAUGGUAGCUAUCAGGAUAUCUGAGACCAGUUUAUGUGAUUGGGUAGUCCUUUUUUUCAUAAGAAAUUUUUAAACAAAGGAUUUGUUUCUUUUAUAACAGAAGCUUAUUGGCAAGGCAAUAAGAUCUUUAUGUUGUGGAAUGUCAAACUGCUGAUUUAGUUUCAUUUGUGGAGCUCAUGAAAUUUUGUCGUGUUUUUAUGCUGGCAAAACUAUAUUUUCUCUAUAUAUAUCUUUGUUGAUUACAAAGUGUUAGCCUUUUAUUAUUAUUAUUAUUAUUAUUAUUAUUAUUAUUAUUAUUAUUAGUGUGUCUUAUGCUUCCCAAUAACUCCAGAGAGACUCAUUCUCUUCUUAUUUUGUCCACUUUACCAAAUAGACAAAAUCAGAAAAAGAUUGCUCUUAAAUAAAAAAUAAAUAAAUAAAAAAGACAUUUGAAAAGGGGACUAUCCGGUUGCAUAAACCGGAAAUCUCUCACAAGCUUUACCAUAAAAUCUGUCGCUGUGACGUUGCGUAACGUAUUAUAAGAUUCUUUGUCUAUAUGGUGGAGUCUUGAAUUUUAUAUUUAAAAAAAUCACACAUAGAGUAUCUUGCAUUAUUUAUAAAACAUUUAAAAAAAAAAAAAAAGAAUUAUAAAGUUGUUUGAUAUCUCUCUUUUUUGCAAUUGUACCAAAAGUGGCUUAACUAUUGAAGUUGAUAGCUUUUUCUAGUGACUAGGCGCGUAAAACUGUGGACUAGCGCGUGUGGUGUGAUGUGUAAGUGAUAAGGUGAUGGUACUGUUCACUGUUUUUGGAUGUGAUGCUCUUUUGUUAUUAUUAUUUUUUUUUUGCCCAAACCCAGGUGAUGGACACACGUUACCCACAAUCCUUCAGUUUUUUUUCCUCCUCCCUGGUGCAGCUGAUUUGACACACAGCCUGUACUGAGUUCAAACGUCAGAGGUCUUUUUAUGAAAAUUUUUAUAAACUGGUUUAGACUGUGUUUUUGAUGGUUGGCUUAUCCUGUCAGGAACAGCAGCGAGUGUUCGGCUUGUCUGCAGUGUGUGAAAGCGGUCCCGGGCGGCUUAAAGUGUAGCAGCAGUGUCGAGUGCUUUUGCACUUGAAUGCCGAAGGGACCGGACACGGUUUCCUUGACAUCAGCAACACUGGUUCUUUGUGCCCCAUUUAGUAACAACUAUUCUUACUCUUUGUAUUCGUUAUAAAGUAAAGCGAGUUAAGGAAGAAGACAAAUUCUCAGGAAAGUGGAUCUACAGUGAGGGUUUGUGGGAUGCGUGUUAAAGAUCCUGUGGUCUUAUCACCUCUGUUUGAGAGUCCUUUUUUAGUGACGUGUGAUUUUUUUUAUAUUUUGGUGUAAACUGUUUCUAUGGUAGAUUCUAUUUAAUGUAUUCUGUUUUCAUUUUUUGUCAUUUUGUUUUGAAAUGCCAGGGAAGUGACACUGCACUGAUUUUCAA
This is a messenger RNA of Ictalurus furcatus (blue catfish), 4618 nucleotides long. It is a transcript of the gene mafgb, whose product is annotated as v-maf avian musculoaponeurotic fibrosarcoma oncogene homolog Gb. Gene Ontology annotation, biological process: regulation of transcription by RNA polymerase II; regulation of epidermal cell differentiation. The record is from RefSeq and is a predicted model, not a curated record. The coding region runs from base 1777 to 2292 and encodes 171 amino acids. Gene Ontology annotation, molecular function: DNA-binding transcription factor activity, RNA polymerase II-specific; RNA polymerase II cis-regulatory region sequence-specific DNA binding. Gene Ontology annotation, cellular component: nucleus. The transcript has 3 exons. NCBI's taxonomy places the organism in Eukaryota, Metazoa, Chordata, Actinopteri, Siluriformes, Ictaluridae.